AAAGAUCUUGUGUUAUAUAUCGUAAUUUUUGUUUCGUGUGUGGCGAGAGCGUACGUGUUGUGUGACUGGAAUGCUAAUAAGGUGGUAUAUAAGGUCAGGAAGAGAGUUGUUGUGCUCAGUAUAUUCAACGCGUACGCUAGGCUAAACACUGGCAGAGAUCAACUGUUGAUCAGGGUUUACUAGCGUGUUUCUACCAUGUCAGAAGAAAAAAAGCUUCCAUCCAUUGUUUCACUCAACGUGGGAGGACAUUUCUUCACCACUCGACUGGCUACCCUCGUCUCCGACAACGACUCCAUGUUAUCUGCCAUGUUUAGUGGAAGAUUUCAACUUGAAGUAGACGACAAAGGCAAGUACUUCAUCGAUCGUGAUGGACAGUACUUCGGCCAUAUUCUCAACUACCUACGCGAUCCUUCACUCCUACCGCCAUCUUCAGUAGCGCUUCAAGUUUACCAAGAAGCAAAGUACUACGGGAUAGAGAGACUGGUCGAACAACUUGAAUGCUAUCCUUCGGUAAUACCACAAACUCGGCUCGAAGACCAGAAGUCUUCUAUGGGGGAAUAUUUUGAAUACUGGAAACAAAUGGUCAUAGAGACCGCGCGCAAAAAGUACGGAGAUGUCAUGAAGUACUCCGUGGGCCAGGAAUGUAUGGUCACUGCAGUCAGAUAUAUCUCAAGAAAGGACUAUUUGUCCGCGGUCACAAAAUGCAAACACAAGUUCGACCUCUUCAUGGAAGAAUCCGAAAAAAGCAAACCAACUCAUAACUUUUUCUGCUCGGACGAGAACGGCAGUCGCUUGAGUUUUUACAUUGGCUGUGACUUGCCAAACGUAGACUUUGUCAUCCCCGAAGAAGAGAUCCCAGAAAGUCGUUUAUUUACGUCUGUUUUGGAGAAAGACUUACUUAAUGACGGGUUCUGUGUGAGCGCUCGUUCGUCGCAUUCCUGGAAAUGUUCUCGGUGCGAGAUCGUGGGGUACCUGCAUCAGAUAGCAUUCACUUGGUCAUUUGCACAUGUGCACGAGCCGGUGAUUCAGAUGGAAAAUUAGCAUCUUUCUCGUGUGACUGUAUAUAGCUUUAUUAGAAACAAUACAUUCUACUAAUAUUAUUAUUAGUCCGCCCGCAGCCGUUCUUAGUGUCAUCACGCAACGCUCCCUCCUCCCCAGUCCCCCCUCCCCAGUCCCCUCCCCGGAGAGCCAUGUUCACAGGCUAAUUCAGUUUAGAAGCAGGUACUGCUCAAAACAAGUGUAAAAAACUACUAUAUACCGGCGAAAAGUCUGAACUCAAUUAACUCUACAAAUAUAAAGUAAUCUAUGUAUUAUACUUAAAGAAGGCUUAUUUUAACUCAUCCAAAGAUGUUAUUAUUGAUAAUGAUAUUUGUGAAAUACUUUUYUUAAAAGCCUCAGUUUUGUUUCUCAAAUGUCCUAAAUCACAUCACAGUAUAUCUUACAUACUGGAAUUUUAAACAUUCAUGCAUUAAAGUUGCAACCAAA
Molecule: messenger RNA, 1485 nt
Organism: Actinia tenebrosa (Australian red waratah sea anemone)
Lineage: Eukaryota; Metazoa; Cnidaria; Anthozoa; Actiniaria; Actiniidae
Product: BTB/POZ domain-containing protein KCTD7
Biological process (GO): protein homooligomerization
Molecular function (GO): protein binding
Source: RefSeq, a predicted model, not a curated record